AUGAAGGAGGCCCUCGUGGCUGCCACCAUCAACGCUGCCGGUACUGCACUGCUCAUUUCCCUCCUCGUUCGAGUGCGACGCACGGCCGACGGCGAGGACAAGGUGAGCGUCGAGGGCCUCCUGUGCGCCUCCAUCGGCAAGAAGGGCGGCGCCAAGGGCGGCGACGAGCAGGGCUCGUGGGAGUGGAACGAGAGCCUCUACGAGUUCGUGUGGAGGCCCGACCUAGCCCUGCUGGUCCACGGCGCCGACGGCCUCGUCGCGCAGGCCGUGCCGCCGACCGACGCCGCGUGGGACGACGAGCCCGAGCGCGUGGCGCUCGCCUACCUGCGCCGCGUCGCUGCCUCGUUCGAGGCGAGCCCCGAGAAGCGCGAGCGCAUCGUGCCCCUCUACCGCCCGCUCUACGACUGGCUCGAGGCCACCGUGCGCGCCACGGCCGAGCAGGCCGCCGCCGAGAACGUGCCCGCCGAGGAGGAGCUCCAGGCGCUCAAGGACGAGAGCCUCGUGGUGCACCGCAUCGGGUACCACCUGGAGGAGAUCCUGCUGGGCACCACGGACCCGCUCUCGUUGCUGUUCAAGGACGACACGGUGUACCGCGUGUACGAGAAGGGUCCCACCUUCUACCGGGCCAACCAGAUCCUCGGGCAGGCGCUCGACCUGGACUGCCCGCUGCCCCACAAUGCGCCCCUUGUCGGCUUCUCGCGCGUGAUGAAGAACGAGCGCCCGGGCAUCAAGAGCUGCGUCGUCGACGUCUACCCGCGCUUCACGCCCGCGCAGGUGGCGGCCAGCGUCUUCGAGGCGCUCGCGUCGCCGCACGUGCGCGACGAGGAGGAGCUCGUCGUGCGUCAAGGCGCCGCCGCCUCCGAGCGGCCGGUGGUGCACGUGCCGCGCGUGGCGGCCAAGAAGUCGCAACGUGGCAACGCGUUCACGUUGUUGUCCGGCACCUCCGAGAGCAGCAGCGGCAACACGUCGAUCACCGUGGCGGUACCGGGAACGUGA
Molecule: messenger RNA, 996 nt
Organism: Acanthamoeba castellanii str. Neff
Lineage: Eukaryota; Discosea; Longamoebia; Acanthamoebidae
Exons: 3
Coding region: 1-996 (331 amino acids)
Source: RefSeq, a predicted model, not a curated record